AAAAAAGAAAAAAAAAAAGAUAUAAAAUGCAUCCCGCCACCGUCCCGCCACCGCAACCGCCGUCUACGCCGGAAACUCUCGAAAUCAUAACGCAUCUCCUCAGCGACCUUCUCCCAUCCACCCUCUCCAUCACCUGCUUCGCCGCCAGGUGGCAAGUCCUCCGCUCAAAGCUUGCUUCCCUCAAAUCCACCAUCUCCGAAAUCUCCGACUCCCCUCACUGGUCGGAGAAUCCACUCCUCCCGCCGCUCCUCCACGCCCUUCUCUCAACCCUCCGCCGCACCGAAACCCUCCGCCGCCACUGCUCCGACGCUUCCCUCAGCCGCGGCAAGCUCCUGAUGCAGUCCGACCUCGAUAUGGCCGCCGGCUGGCUCUCGAAACAGAGCAACGACCUCGAGCUCCUCCUCCGCUCCGGCGUCCUCCACCAGUCCACCGCCAUUGUCCUCUCCCGCCCCAAUCCGACCUCCUCGAAAGAGGAAUUGGCCUUCUUCGUCAAAGACCUCUUCACCAGACUCCAGAUCGGCGGCCUCGAGUUCAAGCGGAAGGCCCUGGAUUCGCUAAUCCACCUUCUGUCGACCGACGACAAGUCCGCCGCCGUCGUCGCCAGAGAAGGCAACGUCGGCUUCCUAAUCUCCCUCCUCGAUCUGAACGCCCACGACUCCGUCCGUGAACCGGCGGUUCACGCCGUCUCGCUCCUCGUCUCCGCCGGCGAUUCGCCGCGAAAAUCCGUCUUCGAGGAAGGCGCCCUAGGCCCCUUGCUGAGGAUGAUCGAGUCCAGCUCGGCGCCGGUGAAGGAAAAGGCCGCCAUGGCCGUCGAAUUCAUCACCGCCGAUCCCGACAACGCCUGGGCAAUUUCAGCCUACGGCGGCGUCCCGAUUCUGAUCGAAUUGUGCAAAUCCGGCUCCCUCGCAGCCCAAUCGCACGCAGUUGGGGCAAUUAGGAAUAUUUCAACAGUCGAAGAUAUUCGAGUGGCGUUAUCCGAAGAAGGCGCGAUCCCUGUUCUAAUGGAGCUGCUCGUCUCUGGAAACGCAGUAGCUCAAGGAAAAGCAGCCAAUUGCAUAUCGAUUCUCGCCUCGAACGGUGAGCAUUUUCGUAAUUUGUUGUUGCAAGAGAAGGGGUUGCAGAAAUUAUUAAAUUUAUUUCACGAUUGCCCCAAUUCCGACACAUUAGAACACGUAUUGCGUGCGAUUUAUUCAUUGUCCGCCUCGAAUAGCAGCUACCGUGUUUUAAGUGGAUCGACGAUGUUUAUAGUACAAUUAUCGGACCUUUUAAAGCACGGGAAUAUAAGAUUACAGCAUCUUUCCGCUUCUCUGCUUGCUAAAUUAUCGAUUAGUGACAGCACGAAGAAUGUUCUUGCGAGUUGUAUGGGUUCUUUGGUGAAAUUAAUGGAAUCUGUUAAGCCCGACGGAAUUCAAGAAGUUGGGGCGAAGGCGUUGGUCUCGUUGCUAUCGGUGAAAUCGAAUAGGAAAGAGUUUGUGAAGGAUGAGAAGAGUUUGAUUAGGUUGGUGCAGAUGUUGGACCCGAAAAACGAGGUGGUUUCGAAGAAGUUUCCGGUGGCAGUGGUGGCGGCUAUAAUGGCCGGAGGAAGCCAGGGCUGCCGGAAGAAGCUCGUCGGAGCUGGGGUUUACGGGCAUUUGCAGAGGUUGGCGGAGAUGGAUGUCGCCGGAGCUAAGAAGGCGGUGCAGCGAAUCUCCGGGAAUAGGCUGACUAGUAUAUUCUCGAGGACGUGGAGGGAAUAAUCGGAGUUGUUAAUCACCUCCCAGCCAACAAAAAAAGGAGAGAGUAAACGAGCUUUCUGCACAGUGAAAGAAAAUACACACCGAACAGUUUGGUAUACCUCGAACCUUAACUCAUGGUAGUAUACUCUAUACUGUAUUAUAUCGAAACGAAAUACAAAAAAAAAAAAAACGAGGUUGUUUCUAAUUUAUUCGGCGAAGGCAUGGAUGCGUUUUUUAGAGAGUAUCCUUGUUUUCGGGUUUUUUUUAUUUUUUUUAUUUUUAAAUAUGUAACAAUUUAUUUGAUGUGUAUUGAGUGAAACAUAUUGUGUGUUUAUCCAAUUGUUUUGUGUUU
Erythranthe guttata (spotted monkey flower) is the source of this 2067-nucleotide messenger RNA. RefSeq names its product ARM repeat superfamily protein. The record is from RefSeq and is a predicted model, not a curated record. Gene Ontology annotation, biological process: proton transmembrane transport. Gene Ontology annotation, cellular component: vacuolar proton-transporting V-type ATPase, V1 domain. NCBI's taxonomy places the organism in Eukaryota, Viridiplantae, Streptophyta, Magnoliopsida, Lamiales, Phrymaceae. Gene Ontology annotation, molecular function: proton-transporting ATPase activity, rotational mechanism; protein binding.